Molecule: messenger RNA, 932 nt
Organism: Lucilia sericata (common green bottle fly)
Lineage: Eukaryota; Metazoa; Arthropoda; Insecta; Diptera; Calliphoridae
Product: selenoprotein BthD-like
Exons: 2
Cellular component (GO): Golgi apparatus
Source: RefSeq, a predicted model, not a curated record
CAGCAGCCGCCGUCGUUAAUGUUUGUCGACACAGGUCUCUGAAAGAGGCGCAAAAGUAUUUAUCUUAUUUCACUAGAAUUUUCAUUGAUUUAAAAAACUUGAAUGAAAAGCAUUUAGAAAUGCCACCAAAACGUAAAGGAAGUGCAGCAAAGGCAUCAGUUGCCAAAAAGACCAAAACAACUGAAGAAUCUACAAAAUUAAAGGAAGACCAACCAGUUCUCUAUAUCGAAUGCUGUCGCUCCUGAUCGGUAUUCAAAAGGCGGGCAGAAGCACUGCACCGCGAGAUCACCACUUUAUUGUUACCUCUUAAAUUAGAUUUAGAAUUACAAUUAGCCAUUAACGCCGAUGGACCACCGCGUCGAGGAUCUUUUGAAGUGUCAAUUGCAAAUGUCCCAUCCGAAAAUGUUGAGGAACGUUCUUUAAUAUGGACGGGGUUGAAAAAUACCCCAAGAGCUGCUAAAUUUCCUUCGGCCGAAAAUAUUGUUAAAGAACUUAAAGUCUUUUUGAAACUGGCGGGUGAGGAUCAAUUGAAAAAGGAGGAAGAUAAGCCUCCGGCAACUUUAGUUAGUAAAGCUGUUGGUGAGUCUAAGGAAAAGGAGAAUUCAGUUGAGACUUCACCUAUUAAAAAAGCCAAACGCGGUAGACCUAAGAAAAAGUAAAUUUGUCUAUUUAGGUUUUUUCUUUUCAUUUGUCUUUUCAUUUUAUAACUCUUAUGACUUUAGUAGUGGUAAAACCUGUUUUAAGGAGCCCUACUAAACGAUGCAUUUUUUGGUUGGAUGUUAAGAUAGGUGGACUUUAAAAACAUAAAUUAGACAUAGAAAACUUAUGGCUAAUAUUUGUUAAAUAAAACAUUUGUUUAUAAAAAAUUAAGAUUGUAAUUAUUUGAUUUUUUGCAGUAAAUGCCAGAUGUGUACAUGUAACACUCUCUUAAA